Ciona intestinalis (vase tunicate) is the source of this 894-nucleotide messenger RNA. Lineage: Eukaryota; Metazoa; Chordata; Ascidiacea; Phlebobranchia; Cionidae. The record is from RefSeq and is a predicted model, not a curated record.
GUAAACUUGUAAAAACCACUUUCUUGUUAAAAUACUUUAUAUUUUCUAUAGAAAUUAUUUCACUCUUUAUCGAGUUUUGUAUCAGACAAAAAGCAAAAUGGUUGCAGGAAGUGGCAUGGGAAACUCAGUUCACCUAAAAGAAGGUUCUCCCGAGCCAGCGCCAGUAGCGAAAGGCGUACUGCGAGUUUACGGAAUGAAAUUUUGUCCGUAUGUUCACCGACUUAAAUUGGUUCUUGCUGCAAAGGAAGUUGCGCACGAAACUAUCAACAUCAAUCUAAAAAGCAAACCAAAGUGGUAUUUUGCAAAGAACCCACAGGGAAAAGUUCCCACUAUUGAGAUAGACGGUAACGUGAUCUGUGAAUCGGAUAUCACCUCAGAAUACGUCGAUGCGGUUUACCCCGGAAGAAAGCUGACAACUACAGACGCAUUAAAAGCUACAAACGAGAAAAUGCUUCUUGUAUAUUGGGGUAAUAAGUGCGUUACCAAUUUCUACAAAUACUGCAUGGCCAAACCUGACGAUAAGGAAGCGAAAGAUGCCGCCUUAGCCACGCUGAAAGAAGGGCUGGAGUACUUGGCCACAUUCUUGAAAAAGAAUGGUUCAGUUUUCAUCUGUGGUUCUCAACCUGGAUUGACCGAUUACUUUCUUUAUACCCACCUGGAACGCAUCAACGCUAUUGUUCCUGUCGAUUUAAAACAAAUACCAAAGGUGAAAACGUACUUUGAUCAAAUGCAAGAAGACAAAGCUGUAAAAUCGUGUCGUUUCUCGGACGAGCUGCACCGCGAGUUCGGUCGAAAAGCUGUGGCAGGAGACAUCGGAGCUUACGAUAUUGGGCCUGUAGCUCAAUAGCUAUGUUCGCCCUGCUGUUUGGUGUAACUUUUUUAAAAUAAUUUAAA